AUGGGGAAUUCGAGAAGAUUUCACACCAAGACCCGGAAUGGCUGUACUAACUGCAAGAAGCGACGAGUAAAGUGCAACCUCCAGGCGCCGCAAUGCCAUCACUGCAAACGACGAGGCGAAGAAUGCAGCUUUCAAUUUCGAACCGAGGGCAAUAAUAAUAACGACGACGACGGAAAUAAGGAAUAUGGCGAUCUACAACAGCAGCCCAAUGACGGCGAGUUCGCGCAAUCGGAUAGGGGCAGUCGGGAUAAAAAGCCAUCAGAGCUCCGGUGGAUGGAGCCGUCGACAUGGCCGUCCCUCGACAUUCGACAUUCCGAACUGCGCUGGCAAUACCAGACUUUGACGAGCGGUACGCUCGCGCUGCUGAAGGAAGACCCUCGCCGCGUCAAGUUGAUAUGGAGGGGCGAAGUGCCGCUGCAGCUGGAACGGAGCGCUUGGCUGGACCACUGUACCAUGGCCAUCUCGGCUCUACACAUUUGUUACCUGCAGCCACCCAAUCCGAGGGAAUACUAUACGGCCGCCUUCAAGAACUAUCGCAGCGCGGUGGUGGCGUUCCCUAAGGCUGUGCAGGAAAUGAAUCCAGAAAAUUGCAUCACUAUUCUUUCGUUUUCGCUCCUCAUCCUCAUGUUCCAGCUGGGCAUCUCGUGCGUGCCCGGCGCCGCCCCAAUGACAAACGGCCUCCCUGUUGCCGACGCAUAUAAUGCCAUUUCAGCCCUACGCGGCACCUGGUCGCUGAUCGACCAGCUCAACCCACACCUGCAAAACAGCCGGCUGAGUGCGCUCUUCGUGCACCGCAAACACCUGCGCUUCGAAGCGCUCGACGAGAAUCAUGAAAUCGCGCUCGCGCAUCUGCGACAACUUAACGAGACCUCGGGCUUUGGGGUUCGCCGCGAGCAAGACCGGCAAAUAUGCGCUCAGGCAAUCACUGUGCUGCGCUUCUGGUUCUCGAUCCUGGCGGCGCAGUUGCCCACCACAUGGCUGCUGUUGCUAUGGUGGCCUGCGGGGGUGUCGCCGGAGUUUCUGGAUCUCUUGAAAAACAAGGACCCGAUGGCCCUCGUGAUAUUCUGUCACUGGUGCGUCGGCAUGCACCGGCUCCCGACAUGUUGGUAUCUGGAUGGCUGGGCGCGGCGCAUGCUCGGCGCGAUGCUCGAGCUGCUCGAUACUGAAUGGCUACCGGCGGUGCAGUGGCCCAUUGACGAGGUCUUCCACCCGAACGACGAGGCUCUGCUUCGGGUCGAGAAGGCGAAUGUGAAUGCGAAUGUGAAUAUCCUCGAAGCAUUUCGAUAA
Messenger RNA from Talaromyces proteolyticus, 1287 nucleotides. RefSeq lists its product as uncharacterized. Bases 1 to 1287 code for a protein of 428 amino acids. The transcript has 2 exons. Gene Ontology annotation, biological process: regulation of transcription by RNA polymerase II. Gene Ontology annotation, molecular function: DNA-binding transcription activator activity, RNA polymerase II-specific; zinc ion binding. The record is from RefSeq and is a predicted model, not a curated record. Lineage: Eukaryota; Fungi; Ascomycota; Eurotiomycetes; Eurotiales; Trichocomaceae.